AUGCCGAACUCGAACUGGCCGCGCUGUCAGCUGAUUGACACUGUUAAUCAAACGGCCAUUUUCGGCCAGCAAAACUUGUUCAUCUUAUCACGCCAACAAUUGGAUAGUAGGUCAAUGUUGUCACCAGCUUGGCGCCCAAGGAUCAUCGGACUGAAAAGGACAAAAUCUGGAAUUUACACAUACCGCAGCUUUUCGUCCUGGAGUUGCGAGGUAUCCAAAUCAUCAAACGAGUUCCAGAUAUACACAUCCAACUCAAACGAUCCGUUCGUCAAUCUCUCCAUCGAACACUAUCUUUUUGAGAAAUCUCCUCCAGACUCAAAAGUACUGUUUCUGUACGUCAAUAGACCUUGUGUCAUCAUCGGCCGCAAUCAAAAUCCAUGGCUUGAAGUAAACCUUGCGCUACUGGACCAGAAGAGAACUUCCAAAAGUAUCCAACCAAAAAGCUCAACUUUAGGCGAUGUCAGUCUCGUACGACGAAGGUCCGGCGGUGGAACGGUGUUCCACGAUGAGGGAAAUGUCAAUUGGAGCGUAAUCUGCAACUUUACGGAUUUUACACGAGACAAACAUGCCGAGAUGGUGGUACGAGCUUUGCGGAGUAUCGGAGUUGAUAGGGCUAGGGUCAACGAAAGGCAUGAUAUAGUUCUGGACCAGGGGAGCAAAUGGCAGUCUGUCGAUAUCGCAGAUACGCAUAGAACACCUUAUACUAGUCUGGAACAGAGACCGCUUAAGGUUUCUGGUUCAGCUUACAAGAUGGCACGUAACCGAGCAUUGCAUCAUGGAACAGCGCUUCUCAAUUCGCCGAAUUUACGAGCUAUACCUGAGUAUUUACAUUCUCCGGCGAAGCCAUACAUAUCGGCCAAGGGUGUUGAGAGUAUAAGCUCACCUGUUAGCAAUAUUGGGGUUGAAAACGCUGUCUUCGUAGACGCUGUACGAGAACACUUUGUCAAGCAAUAUCGAGUCAAAAGACAUGUCGAAGCAGUCGUGGAUGAUGAUGCCUUGGCCAUCCCGGACAUUCGCAAAGGCUUUGACGAAUUGACCUCUCUCAGGUGGAUAUUCUUGCAAACACCAAGCUUUGAGUUUUCGUCGAAACCUUUCGAGAAUAGACAUGACCAUGUGACUAGCAAGCCCACGAUCUCUUUUAAGGCGCAACACGGAGCUAUUUUUGAUUGCAAAUGGACACCAGCGGGCCAUGCGAUGUUUGAGGAAGGAACUUCAAACGAACUUAAAAAGGUCUUCAUGGGCAAAUACAUUCAUGAAACUCAAGAUUGGUUGGGUUUGUUGCAAGGGCGCGUUCCUUUUGAACAAGCUCAAGAGAUGGCUGCCUUUCUUACGAAGAUGUUUCCAUCACCAAGCGUCUCGUGUGACACAAUAGAUUCAACGAAGCUGCAAUGA
This is a messenger RNA of Verruconis gallopava, 1392 nucleotides long. RefSeq lists its product as uncharacterized. Lineage: Eukaryota; Fungi; Ascomycota; Dothideomycetes; Venturiales; Sympoventuriaceae. The transcript is spliced from 2 exons. Gene Ontology annotation, cellular component: mitochondrion; cytoplasm. Gene Ontology annotation, biological process: protein lipoylation. The record is from RefSeq and is a predicted model, not a curated record. Bases 1 to 1392 code for a protein of 463 amino acids. Gene Ontology annotation, molecular function: lipoyltransferase activity.